This is a messenger RNA of Orycteropus afer afer, 402 nucleotides long. RefSeq names its product left-right determination factor 1-like. NCBI's taxonomy places the organism in Eukaryota, Metazoa, Chordata, Mammalia, Tubulidentata, Orycteropodidae. The annotation marks the transcript as partial. The record is from RefSeq and is a predicted model, not a curated record. The transcript is spliced from 3 exons. Gene Ontology annotation, molecular function: transforming growth factor beta receptor binding.
CACGUGCGGACCCAGUACGUGGCCCUGCUGCAGCACAGCCACGGGGUCCUCUCCCGUGGGAAGAGGUUCAGCCAGAAAUUCCGAGAGGUGGCUGGCAGGCUCCUGACAUCCGAGGCCUCCACGCACCUGCUGGCGUUCAGCAUGGAGCAGAGGCUGCCGCCCAACAGCGAGCUGGUGCAGGCUGUGCUGCGGCUUUUCCAGGAGCCGGUCCCCAAGGCCACGCUCCACAAGCACGAGCGGCUUUUCCCACGCAGCGCCCGGGCCCGGGUCACCGUCGAGUGGCUGCGUGUGCGCAACGACGGUGCCAACCGCACGUCCCUCAUCGACUCCAGGCUGGUGUCCCUCCACGAGAGUGGCUGGAAGGCCUUCGACGUGACCGAGGCAGUGAGCCUCUGGCAGCAG